UUAAACAUCUCGAAUUAUUUACGUCACCCACUGGAACAUUAAAAGUGGCCAUCAAAUUACAGAAAUCGCUGUUGUCAUUUUCAAAAAUGGAAGGCAGUCUCAUUCACAGAAGAAAUGAAAAGAUUUCGGAUUCCGACGAGAGAAAGGAAAAACAAAGUAGCUUCACCGCUGCGGCAAGAAUAACACGGCCACAUCAUAUGGAACCAGGGAAUGCUUCUGGCAUCAUGUUUUGGGUUGCUGUUGGUGUCUCUCAAAUUAUCGGCAUCAUCUGCAUUGCCCUAAUCAUUCACUUCGCCAAUCUUUAUGGAGGCUUUGGUUGGAGUAGCGAUCCAAACUUGCAGUUCUCUUAUCAUCCAGUACUUAUGGUGGUUGGUCUGAUCUUUUUUUAUGGCGACUCCAUUAUAGUAUACAGAGCUCUCAGUUUCUUACCUAAACCGACUCUGAAGAUCAUUCAUGCUAGCCUUCACUUUUUGGCCUUCAUAUGCUCCUCUAUCGCUUUAGCAGCUAUCUUUGAAAAUCACAGAAGGAAAAGUCUAGCUGAUUUGUAUUCCUUACAUAGUUGGGUUGGUCUAGCUGCAUAUAUAUUCUUUUGUCUUCAGUACCUCCUUGGUUUUGUAACUUUCUUAUUCCCUGGGCUUCCAGCAGAUUUUAGAGCAAAGGCGUUGCCUUUUCAUACUUUCUUUGGAGUCGGUAUCUUCAUUCUAUCCAUUGGAGCAGCAUUAAUGGGAAUGACAGAACGUCUGCUGUGGACAACGAACUAUACAUCAGGUAAAUACACCAAAGAGGGUGCUACUGGAAAUACAUUUGGCAUAUUCGUGAUAGUGUUUGGAUUUUUAAUAGUCUUUCUAUCAACACGGUCAUCGUACAAGCGGAAACCUCUGCCAGAUGAAGUACCUUCAACAGCAAUGAAUUGAAAUAAUUUUGGGCCUAGUCACAGAAACAUUAUUCAGAUUAAGCAGCUUUUAUUUGCAUGUACUGAGUUUUUAUUGACUCACAAUAAUUAGAACUUUACAUUGUGUUUGAGAAAUAUAUUGACUUUUAAUAAGAGGCUCGAAAGUGUUUCAACACCUCUUUUUGCUCUUAAGAUCUAUGUGUUAACAAACUCAUUGUAUUUUAACCAUUUUGUAUUUUCUCCUGAAAAUAUUAUAUAAAUUUGAAACUUUCUUUUAACUGAAA
Stegodyphus dumicola is the source of this 1176-nucleotide messenger RNA. RefSeq names its product transmembrane ascorbate-dependent reductase CYB561-like. Gene Ontology annotation, molecular function: oxidoreductase activity. Lineage: Eukaryota; Metazoa; Arthropoda; Arachnida; Araneae; Eresidae. The record is from RefSeq and is a predicted model, not a curated record.